UUGAGUAAAAAUAUCAUCAAACAACAAAAAAUAUGUGUGUGCGCUAUUUGUAGCACACUAUAUUUGUUUGUAAAAUUAUUAUGUAAAUCAAUCCUGCUGAAAUUUGCAAGUUUGCAUACUUUUGUUUCAAAUGCGCUGCAUACAUUUUUUUUCCACAUCUCGAGCGUCGCAGCACGUCGUGGUAGUCGCCUCAGGCUGCCGUCACCGCCGUUUUUUGAAGCUCGCUCGUCGCAAAUAUUUGUGAAAUCGGCGUUCUUGCAGUCAUGAAGUCCUUACUGUGCAGUAUGCUUUUCUGAACAGCAGUUUCUCGUCUAUUGCAGCAAGAAUUAGAGGUCUGUACAAGCUCUUGAAGGUGAAAUGGCUGAGCAAGAGGUCAUUAAGAAGCUGAAGGCUGGAACCUUCGAUGGGCUCUCAAAUGAUGUAAAAGCCUACAUAACCUCCACAACCAGUGACCCACAGAAGUGCGGCGAUUUUAUCAAAGCUUUGUUCUCGCAUGUCAUCAGAUCACAGAACUCUGGUGCCCUGCACAAGGUCCCAGAAGAAAUCUUGGCGGCCAUAGAACUGGGCCUGCAUGCUCUUAAGAAUAUCUUGCGACCAAGUGGCAUUACUGACCAUCUCAACGUCUUGUACCAUGUGUUUGCCUUGCUCCUAAGAGAGGAACAAUUUCUGCGGGCCUCAGCAGCAGCAGAAGUAAUGCUGUCCCUGCUGAAAACUAUGGACUGCCAGAACUCCAAAACUGCCAUAGUGAUUUCCAAUACAUAUGUGCAGCUAUGGAACACUGCACUUGAAAUUCGUCAGCAAGGAGUGCAGGCAAACCAAGCCAUUGCCUUUGAGCUGCUGCUCCAUGCGAUGCAGUUCCUUUGCCUCAAAGAUGAGGUCACUGCGGUCACUGAGAAGCACUACACUGCCGCCAAUUGGUGCGCUAUCAAAAUGAAGAGUGAACCAUGGCUGGCACGACUACGCCGGUGCAUCCUGCCUGCCGUUUCCGCACUGCUCAGGCGUACACCCACACGCCUGCGAGCCAGUGUGCCAUUUGUUGUUGACAUCCUCCUUGAACAGCACAAGAUGAGCUCCAAGCUGGGCAAGAACCUCAGCCUCGUUGCCGAAUGGAGGAAUGUUGCGGAUGAAGCCCUGUUUGCCUUAGAGGUUCCUCUCUACCACCACGUAACUGCCUUGCUUAGUCUCGUGGAUCAGGUGUCGGCCCUGAGCCUGUGUGUCACGGAUGGGAACAAUCAGAUGCCACACAUUAAGCUUCCCAAGAGCAUCCGGUGGCAGGAAUGUCAGCCUGGUAAGGAGGAGUUCAUGUGCCUUACCUCCUGCAUGCAAGUGAUUCUGGUGAGACUCCAUGCCGCAGAGCAGUUCAUUCAAGGAGCCUCAAGUCGGCAAGCAUUCGUGGCUGCGAUCACAGCAAUCCUGGGCCUCGGACCUUUCAUCAAGCAAUAUCUAAGUUGCCUCCAUUCCAUCAAGGCGAGUCCAUCAUACAUCUCGACGGCCCUGCGAGUGCUCAGAGCCUUGCUCAUCCUGCACACAUACCUCAUACAGGAGAUAAAAGACAAGGAGGAAUGUGCAAAGGCGCUCACUGUCCCAGAAAAAUUCUACCCAUCAUCAUUCCUCAAGAUGGCAGAAGCCUGUGUUGCCGAAGUUCUCGAGAUAGGAGUGCUCAGUCGAACAUUUUACGCCGUGGCAUACAACUGCUUCCAAAGCAAGGUCAGUAAAUACGCCGCCUUGUACACCAAGAUCAGCGUGGAGCUGAGUGUCCUACACAUAUCUCGCCACCCAGAGGAGAACACUGUGGAGUUUCAGAAGGACUUCUGGAAGCGCUGUGAGCUGCUCCUGUGGCAAUACAGGCAGGAGAAGCAGUAUACAGAGAUACUGCUCAUCACGGGAAAGGUGCUGAAUUUAGGCCCUGAGCUGCGUUCCCAGGCUCUGGUUCGCUGGGUCAAAAUCAGAAAGGAAAUGGGCUCUUCUGAGGAGUUCCAAGGGAGCCUUUCAAAGCAGCUGGAGGCGCAUGGUGUUCCACAAAAAAUGACUGCCGAGGACAAAUUUGGAUUUCUGAGCUUUGAGCUGAAUGUCUCUGUGAGAGAAGGGCUUCCUGCAGAUACUUGUGUAGACCUGUUCAAUGAACUGAAAGAGUUUGCGCCACAGGUCAACAGCAAACUGGCAGACAGUUACGUCCUUGUUGAGAGCACCCUGCUGCUGUCCCGCUUUCCGUACAUGGAUUUCAACCUCGAGUGUACUUUUGAUGAAAGUUUCCAUAGAGCCCUAAACAGUGUAGAAGAUCUGCUGAAGACCAAUGACAAGGAUACUGCUGACAUUGCAAAGCUUCUGAACGCUGGCUGCCUGUACUGGCUUUACAUGAACAAAAUCGACAUGCUGCGAGAGUUUGCUGCAAAGGAUGUGACAGAAGCUGCUGUUGAUCCUUUGGAGAUGAAGUGUGAUGACCCUAUUCUGAGCCAAGCACUGGCUGAGGAUAAGGACUAUUCAUGUGAUGCCACUAAAAGUUAUCGACACAUCAAUGUGGGGUAUGAACUGUCAGCCCAGAAGAACUUGGACCAGGUUCUGGAAAUGUGGUGCACGGCCUUUGCGCGGCCUUCAUCUGAAUGGAGCCUUAUGUUUCGUGAUUUGGUGGAGUGCUGGUUCUUUGAGCACGUCAAGGUGGUUUGCGAGGUGUAUGCUUCGUCGUUCAGGUUCUUGGAAGAGGUCAAGGCUGCAACCCUGUGGUACACCGUGGCCAUGGACAGAAGCAUGAACCAGGGGACUGUGCUUGCUGCCUCUUACCUCAUCAAUGCUCUGAUCAAGGUGGGCCUGGUGGAUGCAGCUGCUGAUGUGGCUCGGCAGACUGAGGCAACGGCCGGUCAGCUGGACGAGGGUCUUCCGCGGUUGCGGUUUGUGUUGGCGAAGGCGCACCUGCUCUACAACCAAGAGAAGUUCACUGAAGGCUUUCAGCUACUGGAUCAGUUGCUCAAGCACCCGCUGCUCCAGAAGAACAACAAGUCUGCCCUGCUGUUCAUGGCGGAGGUAAAGCUUCUCGUCUGCAAGUACUCGCUCCUGCCUGCCACAAUAAGCAAGCCGUUCCACACCAAUGGGUUCCUCGAGUGCGACACUCCUGUCAUCCUUGCCCAAGAAGCCUUGAGGAUAUCCCAGGGUGUCCUGCACCACUUCAGGGAAAAUGUCGAUGGGGAGCCAUGCGACCUCCUUACAAUGUGGACACUGGAACGAAUGUUGCUGGAUUCUGCAGCCCUUCUGGGACAGCUCUACACUAGCAUCGGAGCAGCUAAGGAGGCCUACGCUUUCCUCAAGGAAUAUCUUCGUAGAGCCCAAGUAAUGGUGUCGGCAACAAGAUGUGCAAGGCUUGUUUUGCUCAUUGCAAACUUGGAUCUGCUGUGCGAGAAGCUGCAUGAUGUGAAACACAAGCUCUCCCGUGUAGAAUUCAUGUUGCACCUAAAGAACUUCAGCUGCCCGAGUAAGCUCCAAGGGGAAGAAGCUGUCACUGUGGCAAACACAGACAUGACCGAUAGCAUAGACAUCGGUGAAAAAACCUAUGACAAGUACCCAUGCCCCCCGCGUAGCCACUCGCUGGCCGUAGUGCUCUUCCUCAAACAGGAGACAGUGCCGCAGUCUCCGCCUUCAGUCCCCAGCCUGGACAAGAUUCACAACACAAACUGCAGCUGCCAGCUGUGCGAGUUUUAUGCAACUAGGCAGUUGUGGAUCGAGCGUGACCUCCUCAAGUGCUUGCUGUACAUCACAGUUGGAGAUGUCACUGCGGCUAUCGGCGGUUUAGAGAUGCUGCUUGACCUUGUGGGCUCGUUACAGCAGAAGUUGGCGAAGGAAGUGGCCUCUGCGGCAUCCUUCCUUAAGCGCCACCUUUCAAAGGCCCUUAUCUGCGGCCAGAACAGGACCGUAGGAGCCUGGGGUGAGCUCCUGACCCUGCAGACCACAAUUCUCCUGCACCUAUCGGAGGCUUACCUCCAAAGGAAAAGCUACCUGACAUCGCUUGAGAAAGCGGACGAGGGCCUCAAGCUUGUCUCGCUGAAUGGCUGUGGCAAUAGGAGCCAUUGGAAGGUGUUUGCCAGCCUGGCACAUCAAAAAGUUAAAGUUCUGGUCACCAUGUCUCGCAAGAGCAAGGACUCUUCUGGUGACCUCAAGGGCAGCUCUCUGUGGAUUGCCAAUACCAAUGAGCACGCUGCUGCGACUACCACCAUUGGCAUGGAUGCUGUGUCACCUCCAAGAGGUUCCGAGAGGCAUACAGUGCCACUCAAGGUCCCAAACGCUCCAAAAUUGCGUCGAGACACACCCAUGGACAUGUAUUUGAAAAGCUUGAGCCGAGCUGAGGCAUCAAGCACUGCAAAGAAAGGGAAGGGGAAGGCAGAGAAAGCUGCAUUUGUCGUUUUUGAUGAGACUGUAGAGGACAGUGUUGGUGGAGAGAAGCACAGUGUUGCUAGGGCUAGCAGGAAAGUGGGUGUCCGAACAAGGGCAGCUGCGGCUGCUGGGGAUGCGAGUGAUGACCUCGACGACAAGCCAGAAGUAUCACGUAUGCCGAAGAAGCAGGUUCGGGCCCAGCGUAAAGCUGCGAAGACUGACCUGGUGUCAACGAACACCGGCAGAGAUGCAGGAACGAGACCCAGCGGUGAAAGUGCUAGCGAACAGGCACCGACAAACAGCACACAAGGUGCAUCUACUGCCUUGCUUAACGCAAUAGAUGAAGAGGAGGAGGCAGUUGCCUCAAUUGCACGGUUUUCACUGCAAGAGAGAGAGCCGAGAUUGAUAGAGGAUGUCCCCUACAUGGAACACGAGAUAGUGUUCACCGAAGAGCAGCUGGCAUCUUGCAAGCCUCAAGCACUUGACGAGAUGAUAGCAUUGCUUGACAAAGCCUUCGAGCUGAUCAUCCAUUUUCCACCAUGCCCGCUAUAUGCCGAGAUGAGCAGGACAAUGGUGCACCUUCUGGACCUUCAGGAAAGGCACACCAAGGACCACAAGACCGCAUCUUUGUGGUAUGUUAGCCAGACGUCCUCAGUCACUCUGCAGCACGUUGGACUCACUUUCCUCUACAAGAAACUUAAGAAGCAGAGAGCCACAUCAGUAUGCGAUGCAGUGCAAGACUUCGAGUUCAGCAAGGAGGACACCAUCAAGGCACAAGCUCUCAAUUUCAGAUUACUAUCCGCACUCAAGACUGCGCAGCUCACUGAACUCUAUGAGCUUCUGCCAGCUGACUGGACCGUGGUGCAAGUGACGGCAGCAGAGUCUGCUGCAAAAGGCCCUGGCGGUGUCACCCUGACACCCGAUUUGUUCAUCUGCCAGUGUCGAAAGGGAAAGGCUCCAAUCAUGGUCAAGCUCAGUGGCUCUUCAGAUCAGCAGUUCCACACUGUCCUGUUCAAGGAAUUCAAGAAAAUCUUGGAUGAAAGCAGAGCCACCAUGAAAAUGACAGAGCCACCUGUGUUUUGGUCUGUGCGACGUGCCUUGGACAAGCGAAUGAAGGACGUGCUGGAGAGCAUGGAGAAUGUUUGGAUGGGCUGCUGGAAAGGAAUCUUUCAUGGCAAAAUUGUUGAUGCUGGCACGUACAAGGACCUGAGGGACUCCGUAGUCCAGGUGGUUUCCAAGGCGACCAAGCACAAGUUGGAGUGCUCCAACAGCCGGCUGCUUGAAGCUGUCAUUGACUCAGCCGCAGACCUGACCGAGUACCAGCUGUCCGUCGCAGUGUGCCAGCUGUUUGGCAUCCGCAGCUCACAUGCUGCCCACAACGUCAUCUGCAACCUUAUCAAGUCCAAAGCGAGCCCAGACACUCCUCGGCACCCAGUUAUACUCAUCUUGGACAAGGCUGUGCAAGCACUGCCCUGGGAGAGUACUCCAAUCCUGCUGAAGAACUCUGUGAGCAGGGUGCCGUCCCUAAACUACUUACGCGCCCAGCUCCUGCAGUACCACUACAUGGCUGAGAACGUUUACAUGCAGCACGUGGACACCAGCAAGACCUACUUCAUUCUGAACCCCACGAAUGACAUACCAAGGACGCAGGCCCAGUUCGAGAGCAUCUUUACUGGCUUGGGCUGGCAGGGAGUGACAGGCAAGCCUCCUGAUAAGGAAGAAUUCCAAGCAGCCAUCAUUGGCAAGGAUCUCAUUGUCUACUGUGGCCAUGGCUCAGGGCGCGAGUACCUCGUGAAUGACAUCAUAGAGCAGAUGCACUGUCAUGCCUGCCCCAUCUUGAUGGGCUGCGGCAGUGGUCGUCUCAAGGUGUUUGGACCACAGAUCGAGCCCUUCGGAGUGGUCCUCCAGUACUGGAUAGGAGGCAGCCCCUCCGUGGUGGCCAACCUCUGGGACGUCACUGACAAAGACAUAGACAGAUUCACGGAGACUUUUCUCAGGCACUGGGUUCCGAAGAUGGGCUCCGACACCCACAUCUCGGACAUCACCACAGCCGUCCAGCUCAGCAGGAGCAGCUGCAAGCUGCAGUACCUCGUUGGCGCUGCUCCUGUUGUUUAUGGACUGCCUGUACAGAGCAAGGACGUUCAGUGAUACCUGUUCCUUUGAAAAGUUUGUUGUGUGUGUGUGUACAGGUGUAGAAGAAUGCAUGUUCUUUGUGUAAAUACCACAGUUCCUUUCUUUAAACUGUUAAGGACCCAGGAAGUACCACGACAGUGGGAAUUCUGUUUAUCAUUGCUCUAUCAACCUCUUGCUCUUGUGAGAGUCGGCACAAUGGAUGCAAUGCCUCAGCUAGCAUACAAUCCAGUUGAUAGCCAUUUCCAUACUUUUUCCCCCAUGAAAGGAGUGGAAAGACAUGUUCACAAAUAAAAUCAUACAGAUACUACACACUGCGAUUGUAGUGGUAUUACUUUGCUGGAUGUCAACUAUCAAGUGAACGACACUAGCCCAAUGUUUAUGCGUUUAUUUUUAGGUGUGAAGAUAAAGGAUUUGUGAAAUACCGAAAGUCUGCUUCAUACAAAUCUUCUUGCACCUGGAAUGCAGCCAACAAUGCUGUGGCCUCGACACCAUCAUGGCUAACACAGUUAUGUAUGCAGGAAAGCCUACUUGUGGUAUUUCACAUAGUGCAUAUUGUAUUUGAGUGAACACUUCUAUCUAAUAAUCUUGCAUUCAAAACUGUUUUUUUUUCUCGGGGGGGGGGAUUAUUCUAGGUAUGGUUUUUAGGCUAGCCAAACGUUGACAUUUUACAUGCAGUUCAGAAAUUGUUUAACAUUUCAGAAAAUGUUCAAAAUGUUCCAUAGGUGAUACAUUUUUCUAGGCUUAAUUUAUUUACAUCGCAAUUAUAAUUUUCGUAUAUCCCUAGAGCUGAAGCGCUUCCUCAUUUUUUUUUUUUUUUCAGUAACUUGAAAACUUUGGUUCUUCCUUUUGUUAUAGAGAACACAUAUUUACAUAAUGUGUGUAUUGAAUGCUCUGCCAUUUCUAAUGUGCUAAAUUUGCCACAGGACGGUAAGUUUCAUUGGUCAAAAUAGAUUAUUCCAAGCUGCACAAGCUCCAAAGAAUCGAAAAAGCUGCUGUGAUGUUUAUUCAGUUAUCAUAGAACAUGGUUCUCUCGCUUCCGAAUCGUACAUGAAAUGUGUGGCACUAUCAAGCAUCCAUUCAUAACAAGCAGCCAUUGAACAAAAAGUACCAAGCCUGGUUACCUUAAAUUUUUAGCUCUGGCAAGUUUUAUUGUACUUACAUGCAUAUAAAAACAUGGAAGUUCAUUUUUAAA
Dermacentor andersoni is the source of this 7684-nucleotide messenger RNA. It is a transcript of the gene Sse, whose product is annotated as extra spindle pole bodies like 1, separase. NCBI's taxonomy places the organism in Eukaryota, Metazoa, Arthropoda, Arachnida, Ixodida, Ixodidae. Gene Ontology annotation, biological process: meiotic chromosome separation; proteolysis. Gene Ontology annotation, cellular component: centrosome; mitotic spindle; nucleus. Gene Ontology annotation, molecular function: cysteine-type endopeptidase activity. The record is from RefSeq and is a predicted model, not a curated record.